Molecule: messenger RNA, 1509 nt
Organism: Fonsecaea nubica
Lineage: Eukaryota; Fungi; Ascomycota; Eurotiomycetes; Chaetothyriales; Herpotrichiellaceae
Exons: 4
Coding region: 1-1509 (502 amino acids)
Molecular function (GO): NADP binding; flavin adenine dinucleotide binding; N,N-dimethylaniline monooxygenase activity
Source: RefSeq, a predicted model, not a curated record
AUGGUCCGAAAGUGCUCGCGCGUAGCCGUCAUUGGCGCUGGGCCAGCCGGUGCAAUUGCCACAGAUGCUCUGGUCAAGGAGCAGACGUUCGACACAAUUCGCGUGUUUGAGCGCAACACGAUUGCAGGGGGCACUUGGGUGUACACUGCGGACCAUUCGCCCAAGAUACCCUCUCUUCGCAAACUUCUGAAGCACCAGGCCGAUCUGCCCGUGCGCACUCCUGCUGGAUUUCCAUCCGAAACUGCAAGGACUGAAGCAAUCAACUCGCCCCAACUGCGGUAUUCUGAUACAGGCAUCCAUGAAAAUCUGCACAGCAAUCUCCCACCUCAGACAAUGUGCUUUACGCAGGAGCCUAUCCCAGAAAUUCUCUCGGAGCGAACGCUGGUGCAGUACGGCAGCAAUGCUCCAUUCCGUCACCGAGAAGUCAUUCGCGGUUGGGUCGAAGAUAUUUUCGUCCGUGGUGGAACGCACCAUCUCAUCGAGUUCAAUACGACGGUCGAACGUGCUCAAAAGAAGGGAGACGAGUGGGUGUUGACUUUGCGGAGUGCACCGCCGGGAUCGAAGAUGAACUAUUGGUGGCAAGAGGUGUUCGACGCCCUGGUGGUUGCGACAGGUCACUUUUCGCUGCCCUAUGUGCCUGAUAUUGCUGGACUGGCAGACUAUGACGAGCGAUACCCGGAGAGAAUCCAGCAUAGCAAGCACUUCCGGUCUGUGGAGCAGUUCAGAGGAAAGAAAGUGAUCGUCGUCGGCGGCUCCGUCUCGGCAUUUGAUGCGCUCCAUGAGAUUCGAUUAGUGGCACAACAUCCCGUCAUCGCCUCGCUCAAGAACCCGCUACCAGCGUUUGGAUGGGGUGCUUUCACACACCCACACGUUUCCAUCAAGCCACCAAUUGCCAAAUUUCAUCCAGACGGGAGGAUUGAUUUUGAAGAUGGUUCAUCUGUCGACCACGUCGAUGUGGUGCUGUUCGCCACGGGCUAUGACUUCAGUUUCCCCUUCCUGCCACACAUCGAUCGGAGAAUCAAAGGCCGGAGGAUCCAGCAUCUUUAUCAACAUGUAUUUGAUAUCAAGGACCCCACUCUGGCGUUUAUUGGAAUGGUCUCGGGAGGUCUGACCUUCAGGGUAUACGAAUGGCAGGCGGUGGCCGUAGCUCGCAUGUUGGCGGCACGUGCCAGACUACCGAGACGACACCUGAUGCGAAAAUGGGAGCAUGACCGGCUCGCCAAGUGUGGAGAUGGAAUCCCAUUUUUUGACCUGUCGUCCGACUUUGAAGAGUAUUUUGAGGGUCUCAGAAAAUUUGCGGGGAAACCUGCAGCUGGCUCCAGCGGCAGAAGACUGCCUAGGUAUGACCCAAAGUGGAAAGAUUUAUUCGUCGAGGUGGUGGUGAAGGCGAGACUGCAGUGGUGGGAACAGGAGAGGCGCAAGGUUGAGGAAGAGAUAUGCGAGGCCCAGACACACAGACCAAAGGCGGACGGGAAUAGUUCAAGGGAUUUAGUCAGAGCAUUGCUGUAG